GUGACGCAAUCACGUUGCGUCUCUGCCGGACGUAGCGUACGCAGAACGUGUAAACAACGAGCAGGCCAACAGGGCGACGUUCUUGUUGCUUUUUUCUACCUCAGCCGCCGUCUUUUAGUUAACCACACAGUAUUUAUUCUACUGUACAGCUGUUCUUUCACGACUGAAAACUGACAGAGUCGGCUCAAGAUGUCGUACAUGCUGCCGCAUCUCCACAAUGGCUGGCAGGUGGACCAAGCCAUCCUGUCCGAGGAGGACCGGGUCCUGGUGAUCCGCUUCGGCCACGACUGGGACCCGACGUGCAUGAAGAUGGACGAGGUCCUUUACAGCAUAGCCGAGAAGGUGAAGAACUUUGCGGUCAUUUACCUGGUGGACAUCACAGAGGUGCCGGACUUCAACAAGAUGUACGAGUUGUACGACCCCUGCACUGUCAUGUUCUUCUUCAGGAACAAGCACAUCAUGAUUGAUUUGGGCACUGGCAACAACAAUAAGAUCAACUGGACUAUGGAGGACAAGCAGGAAAUGAUAGACAUUGUAGAAACUGUGUAUCGAGGCGCAAGGAAAGGAAGAGGUCUGGUGGUGUCGCCUAAGGAUUACUCUACAAAGUACAGAUAUUGAUUUUUAUUUCCACCCUCUUUUUGUGGAGUCUAGUUGUGUUCCUGAUAUUUUGUGGCAUGUGGUUGCAGCAAAGACUAUAAGUUGCCGACGUCAAGGAAGAUUCUCUUGAUUCUUUGUUUUUUUUAAGUUUUUUUGUUCUCAGCCUUCUUGAUCACCAGUGAGACCGGACAGUUUUCUAAUUUUAUGAAUAAACAUUAUAACUGUGACAUAU
Molecule: messenger RNA, 829 nt
Organism: Myripristis murdjan (pinecone soldierfish)
Lineage: Eukaryota; Metazoa; Chordata; Actinopteri; Holocentriformes; Holocentridae
Gene: txnl4a
Product: thioredoxin-like 4A
Exons: 4
Coding region: 190-618 (142 amino acids)
Biological process (GO): mRNA splicing, via spliceosome
Cellular component (GO): spliceosomal complex; U4/U6 x U5 tri-snRNP complex; U5 snRNP
Source: RefSeq, a predicted model, not a curated record